Lucilia cuprina (Australian sheep blowfly) is the source of this 842-nucleotide messenger RNA. It is a transcript of the gene Arpc3A, whose product is annotated as actin-related protein 2/3 complex subunit 3. The transcript is spliced from 4 exons. NCBI's taxonomy places the organism in Eukaryota, Metazoa, Arthropoda, Insecta, Diptera, Calliphoridae. Gene Ontology annotation, biological process: regulation of actin filament polymerization; Arp2/3 complex-mediated actin nucleation. Gene Ontology annotation, cellular component: cytoskeleton; Arp2/3 protein complex. The record is from RefSeq and is a predicted model, not a curated record. The coding region runs from base 154 to 690 and encodes 178 amino acids. Gene Ontology annotation, molecular function: actin filament binding.
UUCUGACAUUUAACAUCCCUGUUUUUGCAGUAUUAUCAUUUGUCAAUUGUCAAAAAGUCAAAAAAAAAUUAGAGAAAUUUUGUUUUCAUUGUGAAAAUUUAUAAAAAUAUUAUAAAUUAAACAAAUUUUAAGCAUUUAAAAGUAACAAACAAGAUGCCGGCUUAUCAUUCCACCAUUAAAGAGUUUCCCUCUAUGGUUGGUAAUAUGGCUAUAUUACCCUUGAGAACUCAGUACCGAGGACCAGCUCCAGCACAAAUGAGUAAUGAUAACGAUAUCAUUGAUGAGUCACUGUACUACUUUAAAGCAAAUGUAUUCUUUCGCACCUAUGAGAUAAAGUCGGAAGUUGAUCGUACUUUAAUAUAUAUCACUUUAUAUAUAACGGAAUGUUUAAAGAAACUGCAACGCUGUUCCAAUAAGAAUCAGGGCCAACAAGAAAUGUAUAGUUUGGCCAUAUCCAAAUUUGAUUUGCCAGGAGAGGCUGGUUUUCCCUUAAAUGCUGUAUAUGCUAAGCCACAAACGGCACAGGAUUCAGAAUUAAUGAGACAGUAUUUAUUGCAAUUGCGCCAUGAAACUGGCAAUCGUGUUUUGGAAAAGGUAUUCAAUACUGAAGAUGGCAAGCCUAACAAAUGGUGGAUCUGUUUUGCCAAAAAGAAGUUCAUGGAAAAAUCACUAUCUGGCCCAGGCCAAUAAAACCCUUAACAUAUAAGGCUUGUUAUAAGAUAAAGACUUCCAUUCAAAAAAAGGGCAUUAUAUAGCUACUACAACAAAUUUCUUACUUUUUUAAUUAAAAAAAAUUGUUUGUUUUAGUAUUUCAACUAAAUAUUUAAUGAAAUUAACACAUA